Glossina fuscipes is the source of this 1082-nucleotide messenger RNA. It is a transcript of the gene twr, whose product is annotated as signal peptidase complex catalytic subunit SEC11A. The record is from RefSeq and is a predicted model, not a curated record. Gene Ontology annotation, molecular function: serine-type endopeptidase activity. The transcript has 4 exons. Lineage: Eukaryota; Metazoa; Arthropoda; Insecta; Diptera; Glossinidae. Bases 145 to 702 code for a protein of 185 amino acids. Gene Ontology annotation, cellular component: signal peptidase complex; membrane.
UGGCAAUGCUGUCAGUUGACGUGGUACAAAAACAAGCGGCUUUUAAUAACGAAGAAGAUACGCAGAGUUUUUGUAGUAAAAAAUUAUUAAGUUUUUAUAUCUAAAAGUUUUAAAGAACAAUUCUUAAUCUUAACUGCCAGAAAAAUGGGUAUCACCGAGACAUUGCAAAUCGAUGAAAUGAUACGCGACUUUAACAGAAUGAACAAGCGUCAGUCAUUGUAUCAGUUCUUGAGUUUUGCUAUGAUUGUAUCCUCGGCUUUAAUGAUUUGGAAAGGCUUAAUGGUGGUAACAGGUAGCGAAUCGCCUAUUGUUGUAGUGCUGAGUGGUAGCAUGGAACCAGCCUUCCAUCGCGGUGAUUUGCUGUUUUUAACCAAUUAUAAAGAAGAACCUGUCCGUGUCGGUGAAAUUGUAGUUUUUAAAGUCGAGGGGAGAGAUAUACCUAUAGUGCAUCGUGUUAUAAAAUUACAUGAAAAGGAUGAUGGUUCUGUGAAAUUUCUAACCAAAGGUGACAAUAACAAUGUUGACGAUCGAGGUCUCUAUGCUCCGGGUCAAUUAUGGCUAACAAAAAAAGAUAUCGUUGGUCGGGCCCGGGGGUUUUUACCGUACGUUGGCAUUAUAACAAUAUUCAUGAACGAAUAUCCUAAAGUUAAGUGGGCAAUAUUAUCAAUACUGGCCAUUUUUGUUUUACUUCAUCGCGAAUAAUGUCUAAACGAGCUAAAGAAAAUCCACUAAUAGAAAGCCGCCAAUAUCACAAAUUUUGUAAAGCAAAAAGUACUUUCACGUUCCCCCUCUACAGCUCUUAUUAAAAUUUAUAAUCAUUUAAAAGUUACAACAAAUUUUAGUUAGUUAGUCCAUUAGACUUAUGUGAAUAAAUGAAUGCUGAAAUGAAGACUACGAGAAAGACGGGAAAACUUUUCCACAUACACAUAUGCACACAAUUUUUCAAAAGAAGUACGAAAUUGUCCUACGCUGCAAAAGUCAUUCAACGAGACUUGUGUUGUACUAAACUUAAGUUAAUUUAUUUUUCAGUUUCUUGAUAAAGAAAUAAUUGAAAGCAUUUUUGUUAACAAACAGACGUAAAA